Molecule: messenger RNA, 2934 nt
Organism: Funneliformis geosporum
Lineage: Eukaryota; Fungi; Glomeromycota; Glomeromycetes; Glomerales; Glomeraceae
Source: the annotation of a GenBank genome assembly
AUGCAAAAAACGGAUUCGGGUUUUUAUGUUAUCGAUGUUUUACCACUACAUAAUACUAGCAAACGUCCAUUCCAUCUCGAGAAAAGGAUGAAAUCCAAGAAAUCCUUUUCCUCAUAUAAACAUGGUCAUGGUGAUGAUAAACUUAUGCAAUAUAGCCCAUAUGAUGCUCAAAUUAAAAGAGAGGCUAUCCUUGAACAAAGGCGUCUUAAGUUAGCACGUCAAUUCUUGCACGUAAAGGAUGUUCUUAUUAAACAACAUCAACGUGCUCUUAGUGAUUCUUCUGCCAAGAGAUCACAAAUUCAACAAACUUUGCGACUCGCCGAGAAGAAUAGGAAUACCAUCCUGCAACGAUUGGUUGAGCAGUGUGCUCAAGAAGUUGCUAGAUGCAAAGAAGUUGCGCGUCAACAACAACUUAAAAACCAAGAGGAAAUUGAUAGGCGUCGUGCUGAUUUGGAGCGGCGCCAAAGGGCUACUGCUGCUCGUCGUGCCAGACUCCUUACAGUGCCAAAAUCUCGUAUUUUCUCUAGCGAGAUGACUAUCCCUCCUACUCGUGAUGAAGCCGCUGUUAUUAUUCAAAACCAUUGGCGUUACAGAAAAUUCUCUAAAGUUAUCAAAACUUAUCGUAGCUUUGAUAUUUCUGUUCGCACCAUUGAAAACAUGUCUUUCCAUGACACCGUAGGAUUGUUACAAAAACCGGCAGUUAUUCAAGCCACUAGUAAAUUAUUACACGAGGUUUUAAAAGCUUCCCCUUUAACAUGUGAUACGAAAAAGUAUAAAAAUCCUGCUAGAGUGUUUUUAAGUGCUUACAUGAUCGUGUCCCAUACCAAGGAAAUUAUUGUCGAUAUCGGUCAUCAUGAAAGGUUUAUUUAUUUACGUCUUGGUAGAUAUGAUAAUGGAUUUAAUAUAGGUAGACUUUUAAAUCUCUUGACUUCAGCCAAGAUUAUGUUAAAAGAAAUUGAACAAUGGUUCUAUGAAAUAAGCAAUGAUGGACCAAAUAAAAUUCAUUAUGGUCAUCUCCUCAGCUUUCUUUCUGCGUGGGAUACCUAUUAUAACGAUUUCAAUACUUGGAAAUCCAAGGAUAGCCAAAAACUCGCUAGUAAUCUUAUCGCACAUUACAUGGAACUUGAAAAAUUGUGGAAUACAGUUAAAACACAGGCUAAUGCAGAAACCGAGUGGAGAAUGAAUAUUGUAUAUCAACAAGAUGAGAUCAGACGUAAAGUUAGGAACUUGGGUGGAGUUGAGGCGAUUUCCAAAUUGGAAAGAGUAUUGAGAAGAUUGAAAGAGAAACUUCCAAAUGAAAAUGGCGAAGAAACUGGUACAUCAGAUUCUGUUGCUGGAGCUAAUAAUGAAGGGACUGAAGUGAUCAAAGAACAAGAUUUGUUGAGUUCUCCACCGCGACAAAAAUUUGUUCCUUCUGCUUUGGCCACUAAUGUUUCUAAUAAAUUGGCACAGAAUUUAUCUCCAUCAAUUUCCAAAUCAUCAUCGUCUACGACUUCUUAUUUUACGUUUUCUCCUAGUACUAGUCCUCCAGUUUCUCCGUCGCAAUCUUCGGCGAAUGCAGAUCUUCAUCGUAUCAUGCAAAGUUUGGGUGCUCAUGAAGGGUACGGUCUGACAAAUGAGCAACUUGCACAUGAAAUUAUUAUUGAUCCCGAAUUUGAGCUACAACCUCCAAAGAGGACGGAAUUAGAAGAACGUGUUAGAUCUAUGGCUACUAAGGCAUUCUUCGAUUCCGCUAGAACAGAUUUUGAAAAGGGAAAAUAUGAUGUUUGGAUUCCUAACCUCCUCGGCGAUAUUAAAGAGCGACUCAUUGAUUUGGUUCCUCCAUCUUCUCCAUUGCAUUCAUCCAUCAAUGAAAUCCUUGAUAUUGAUUUGAUUAAACAACAGACCAAAGCUGGUGUAUAUAAUAUUCGUAAUUGUAUUGUUUAUAUUACCAAUACAAUGUUACAAAUUUGUGCACCUGUCCGAGAUGAGCAAAUUCAAGAACUUAAAUAUGUAAAUGAUCUUGCAGAGAUUUUUAAGCGUAUAUUGGAAAUCAUGGAUCAAAUGAGGUUGGAUCUUACUAACUAUCGAGUUAAGGCAUUUAGGCCUUAUUUGAAAGAACAUGCUGUUGAUUAUGAAAGACGCAAAUUCGAACAAGCGUUGCAAUCAAAUCGUUUAACCCUUAACCAAACUAAAGCUUGGUUAACUCCAACUAUUGAUUCAUUGUUAUGUACAGUUGCAGAACGUAAUCCUGAGAAUAUUUAUCUCCCACAGCAUAAGCAUAAUCAUGGUAUCAAAUUUGAUCAAGUAUAUAAUGAGACAUUUAUCUCAUUUAUUUUCCAACAAUCAAUUAUUAAUAAAAAUAAUUGUCCUGAAACAUUUCUCCUUGAUGUUGAAAGGCUUUGGAACUUUCAAAACGAAUGCCAGGCCAUUACUAUUGUGGCUGCUCUAUUGAUGCUUACCAAGAACGUGGCUAUCAGUCAUGCUAAUGCUUCAUCCAUCGACGAUAACCUUACUAAAUUAAAGGAUACUUUCUUUGUUUUAUUGAUGGAUGGUGAUAUUACUAUCGAUAACUUAUCUGCAGCGAUUUUGGAUUAUCUUCCAUCAUCUCUCUCUUCUGAAACUCAAACCCUUGUUAAAUCAAUGGUUUCUAAGACACUUUCCCAAUCUGACAAAGUUUUUUCAAUCUUAUCUCGUCGAAUUCAAAGUAUUAUUAAGCAACAUCUUCAGACAGGUCAAUUUCCUAAAAGAGAAACAUUGACUCAAUAUGGCGUAUUUAUUGUAGCGAAGGAAUUGGAACUACUAAGUAAGAAAAUUAGUAUUCUAGGAAGAUAUAAUCGUGAAGUUUAUGCUAGUUGGUAUGAUACUGUUAUUAAAGAAUAUUUGGAUGUUCUUAAUGAAGCAAAACAAAAGAGCAACCAAACCAAAAAGGGCAAAUCGAAAAGUAUUGAAUAA